Molecule: messenger RNA, 426 nt
Organism: Dovyalis caffra
Lineage: Eukaryota; Viridiplantae; Streptophyta; Magnoliopsida; Malpighiales; Salicaceae
Source: the annotation of a GenBank genome assembly
AUGUUGCGGCUUCAUUGGGUGUCGGGGAAUGGAAGCGAGGUAGAAAGAGAAGAAGAUGAUUCCGUGAGCGAUAUUCUUCAAGACCGAUUUAGACUCUCUGCCAUAUCCAUUGCCGAGAAUGAAGCAAAGAAAAGUGGCAUGGAGAUAUCUGAACCAAUAAUGGCUUGCAUUGCCGAUUUGGCAUUUAAUUAUACAGAACAACUUGCAAAGGAACUUGAGCUAUUUGCACAGCAUGCUGGUCGUAAAUCUGUGAACAUGGAAGAUGUCAUCCUUUCUGCUCACAGAAACGAACAUCUGACUGCCUUAUUGAGGUCAUUUUGCAAUGAUCUGAAAGCAAAAGAGCCCCAGUCUGAGAGAAAGAGGAGGAAAACAUCGAAAAAGGAAGAUAAGGCCACUACAAGUGUUGUAAAUAUUCCUGAUAGUUAA